AUGGCCACAUCUGUUGCUCUCCUUUGUCUAUCAAUUGCCAUAAUUGAAUCCAUGGCAGGAAUUCUAGGAGAUGGAAUUAUCUUGGCUGUCAGUGCAUCUAGCUGCAUUGGGAGCAAAACAUGGUCUCCAUAUGAUAUGAUCAUGAUCUCUCUGAGUUCAUCUAGAAUCAUUUUGCACUCCUGGACUAUACUGGAUUUUUUCAUGAGUAUAUUUUCUGAACACUUGUAUCGUGAAGAAAAUGUAUUUAUAGUUUCCAAUACAGCUUUUAUGUUUCUGAACUGCUCCAGUCUCUGGUUUGGUGCCUGGCUUAGCGUCUUCUAUUGCAUCAAGGUUGCCAGUUUUACACGGCCUUUCUUCAUCUGGAUGAAGCAAAGAAUUGCCAGGCUGGUACCCUGGAUGCUGCUCACAUCAUGCCUCCACUCCUUUGCAGCCGCAAUUCCCUUCGCCUUAGAUCUCUACAAUGGGCACAACAACUUCACUGCUCCUUUACCCAUGACAAACUCUUCAGCAAUGAGAAUCACAAGGAAAGACAACUUGACUUUAUUGAUUUAUCUCUGUAAUGCAGCUAUAAGUUUGCCUUUAAUACUGUCUGUUGUUUCAAGUGUCCUGCUGAUUCGGUCUCUGUUGGUACACACCAGACAGAUGCAAAAUAAUGCAAGUGGCUUCAGGGAUCCCAGCUUAGAGGCCCAUACCAGUGCUAUCAAGUCAAUCUGUUCCUUAUUUAUCUUCUACAUUACAUAUUUUACUUGUUUGCUUCUUCUCUUAAGCAAUACUUUUUCAUUUUUAAGUGAUGGGGAAACCAUAUGUAUGGUUAUAAUGGCUGCCUGUCCCACAGGACACACAUUGGUCUUAAUUUGGAGCAAUCCAAAAUUUCGAGAGCUGACAGCUAGGAUUUGGCACCACACUAAAUGUCCACUCAGAACCACAUCCACGUAA
Corvus hawaiiensis (hawaiian crow) is the source of this 936-nucleotide messenger RNA. Its product is annotated as taste receptor type 2 member 40-like. NCBI's taxonomy places the organism in Eukaryota, Metazoa, Chordata, Aves, Passeriformes, Corvidae. Gene Ontology annotation, molecular function: bitter taste receptor activity; G protein-coupled receptor activity. The record is from RefSeq and is a predicted model, not a curated record. Gene Ontology annotation, cellular component: membrane. Gene Ontology annotation, biological process: G protein-coupled receptor signaling pathway; sensory perception of taste; detection of chemical stimulus involved in sensory perception of bitter taste. The transcript has a single exon. Bases 1 to 936 code for a protein of 311 amino acids.